Chaetomium fimeti is the source of this 3122-nucleotide messenger RNA. RefSeq names its product alkaline-phosphatase-like protein. The transcript has 2 exons. The record is from RefSeq and is a predicted model, not a curated record. Lineage: Eukaryota; Fungi; Ascomycota; Sordariomycetes; Sordariales; Chaetomiaceae. Gene Ontology annotation, molecular function: ribonucleoside triphosphate phosphatase activity; nucleoside triphosphate diphosphatase activity. Gene Ontology annotation, biological process: nucleoside triphosphate metabolic process. The coding region runs from base 302 to 2635 and encodes 777 amino acids.
UGGAUCAGCGGCUUGAGCGGAGAGAAAACGUGUGAUCGGCCACCCCUGCCGACUCCGGGCAUCCCUGUGGUCCUGCGGUGCGAGACGGGGCCAACCGAGUCCUGUGCCAAUCAGCUCAUGCUCGCAUCCUUGCCUAGACCAGGGGUGUUAUCAUCUCAACUUCGCAUCGACCAGCGAAAACUCAUUCCCCUUUCCAUCUCUUCCUGUCAGUGGUGUCCUUUGCCAUGGCAGACUGACCCAUUGACGCCCUCAAGCGGUAUCGAGAAUUCAGACAAAUGGAAGCGUCGCCAAGCCGCCGAGAAUGCCCCUUCAACCGCUAAAGACGACUGCCGUCGGCGGCCGCGACCCUUCCCUCCUGUCGCCCUCCGACUAUGACGCCGACGCCGUCUCCAUUCGCAGCGACCAGGACACCGAUAGCGACGAUGACGAGCGCCAGUUGCGCGCGAGGAAUAGCCGGGAGCUGCGCGCGCACGAUAGGCUGGUGUUGAUGGAGGAGGAGGAGCUGGACCAUUUGGUGAUCGAGACCCGGAAGAAAAAGAAUGGACAACGGAGGGGAUCCGGGCUGCCGAUACCGAAUCCGCUCAAGCUAUUGACCAGGAGGAUGAGCGAUGCGUCGCCGUCGCCGUCGACGUCGAGGAGUCCGUCCCUGCAACCGGGCGAGUCCGUCGAGGACCUCGGAACGGAGAAGAGGAGGGUGAGACGUCAGAGGAGAAGGAUGAAGCGGGACAGACUUCUCUCCGAUGCGCAGCAUGGCGAGGAUGGCGAGUUGAUGUAUGAGAUGGAGGAGGGCGGCAUGAAAGACGGGAGCUCGACGGGCGAGAGCAGCGACCGGGACGACAGCGACGAGGUAGACAGGAAACGCUUGCUGCAUGUUGCCGACACCACGACGAAACGGAAACGCAACUGCCGCCGGUGGGCGCUGCUCUACGCGAUCAUUGCUGUCGCUUUUGCGAUCCUCGUGCUGGUGGCAUGGAGGCUAUCGCUGGACCGGAAGAGUCUAGGCUACAACCCGAAGAUGGUCAGCAACGGCACCGCCAUGUUCGCCCCCACUACCCUCAUCAUCAGUUUGGACGGGUUCCGGGCAGACUUCCUCAAUAGGGGGCUAACCCCGAGGCUCAACGCACUCGUCAAGGAGGGUGUCUCGCCGCUUUACAUGAACCCCUCGUUUCCGAGCGUCACCUUCCCCAACCACUACACGAUUGCUACAGGGCUCUAUCCUGAAGCGCAUGGCGUUGUUGGCAAUAGCUUUUGGGACCCAACUCUGCAGGAAGAGUUCUUUUACACCAAGCCUUCGCGGAGCAUGGAUCCCAAGUGGUGGGGUGGCGAGCCCUUCUGGGUGACCGCGCAGAAGCAAGGCCUCAAGACGGGCAUACACAUGUGGCCAGGGAGCGAGGCCCACAUUCUUAAUGUUGAACCCACGUACGUGGAUAAGUUCAACGGAAAGGAGAUGCUCUCGCGGAAGGUGGACAGAGUCUUGGAACUUUUGGAUAUGCCCGACGCGGACCGUCCCCAGAUUAUUGCGGCGUACGUCCCGAACGUUGACGCCGACGGGCACAAAUACGGUCCGAACAGCACCGAGAUCCAAUUCACGAUUCAAAAGGUGGACAAGAUGCUUGACAGCAUGUUCAAGGGCUUGGAGGACCGGCAUUUGACGGAUAUCGUCAAUAUCAUCGUGGUUUCGGACCACGGCAUGGCGACUACCGACGUUACGCGGCUGAUACAGCUUGAGGAUCUCGUCGACACCAGCAAAAUUGAGCAUACGGACGGCUGGCCGCUCUUUGGGUUACGGCCCAAGAACCCCGACGACCUUCAGGACAUUCACCGGGAGUUGAUCGAAAAGACCAAGGGGAAUCCCAAUCUUGAGGUCUACCUCCGCGAUGUCGAUAUGCCAGAACGGUAUCACUUCUCCAACAAUGAGCGCAUUGCGCCGCUGUGGAUUGUACCCAAGGCAGGCUGGGCGCUCGUUAACAUGGACGAGAUGAACUUGAAGGAAGCGCAGGCGAAGGGCAUGGUGUACCAUCCCCGAGGCCUUCAUGGCUAUGACCAUGAACAUCCCUUGAUGAGGGCAAUUUUUAUUGCCCGGGGCCCGGCUUUCCCGCACAAGCCGAACAGCCGAAUCGAACCCUUCCAAAACAUUGAGAUUUACAACAUGCUAUGCGAUUCCGUCGGAAUCACCCCGGUCCCGAACAACGGCACACUCCGACUACCUCUAAAGCCGAUCGGGUUGCACGACGACCCCGGCUCAAACGGCCUCGAGACACCGGCCGAUCCGGUGGAGUCCCACACUAUCUCAACCUCGCCAAUUCCGAAGCCAACCAAACCCGUGUUGGUCAACCCUGUUACAAGCAGCAUUGCUGCGCCGGUUGCGCCAACAAACACCGUCGGAGUUGACAAGCCCGCGCCACAACCCCAACCCUCUCAACAACCCUCGGAUUCGAGCGACGACAGCGACAAUGAUGGUGACAGCGAUAGUGACAGCGAUAGUGACGAGGACGAUGUCGCGGACAAGGUCGAGUCUUCAGUCAAGGACUUUUGGGAGUGGUUCACCGGAAAGGUGGGCAAUUGGUGGGGGAAGGUCACUGGCCAUGGCAAAGGAGAGGGGGAGAGCGGCAACGAGGGGAGUUCCUCGGGGUAGCCGAUCCCGUGGUUAAGUUGGGGCUUGCUUUUUCCUUCUUCUUUCUUCUUGCAUGCAUGCAUGAGUCCCAGCCGUCGGCGGCGUACUCGUGUUGGCUGAAACCUCUCACUGUGUUGGUGUUACUUGGCGUUGGGUAGCUCAUGUCGGGCAUGGUUGGCGGGUCUUCUGAGUUGCUUUUGGGCAUUAAGCGUUUGAAUAAUAGCGAGAGGGUUAGAUAUCAUGGUCAUUCGAUGGGUUUCAAGUAAUCUGAAUCUAAUUCCACAAAGUGACGGAAGCCCUUUAUGAGAAAGCUAAAAAUAGUAGUUACUCGAUUGUCUGAACUCUCUUUGCGUACCCCUCUCAACCCUUUUCAUUGUUGAGGAACGAGGUACCUGACUUGAAGGGCCUUUCAGGUUGUACUCACAAACUGCGCCGCUAAGGAGGCCCUUUUCCAGACCGGGCACCUCACCCUCGUCGCUGUUGGUUUCCAGCUUCCAGCCGCCACGGG